Vigna angularis (adzuki bean) is the source of this 879-nucleotide messenger RNA. RefSeq lists its product as uncharacterized. Lineage: Eukaryota; Viridiplantae; Streptophyta; Magnoliopsida; Fabales; Fabaceae. The transcript has a single exon. Bases 1 to 879 code for a protein of 292 amino acids. The record is from RefSeq and is a predicted model, not a curated record.
AUGUCUGCAGAGAAGUUCAUGCAACCGGCCAUACCAAGGUUUGAUGGCCAUUAUGAUUUUUGGUCCAUGACGAUGGAGAAAUUCUUACGAAGCAAAGAAUUGUGGCAGCUUGUAGAAGAGGGCAUACCAGUGAUUGAAGCCACAUCCACUAAGGAACAACGUAAGAGUGUGGCUAAGGCCAAUCUAAGGGAUCUGAAGGUAAAAAAUUACCUAUUCCAAGCUAUUGAUCGGGAGAUCUUGGAAACCAUAUUAGACAAAAGUACGUCGCAGGCAAUUUGGCAAUCCAUGCAGAAGAAAUAUCAAGGCUCAACGAGAGUGAAACGUGCUCAGCUUCAAGCACUAUGUCGUGAGUUUGAGCUUUUAAAAGUGGAUGCGUAUCUAGGACGCACACUCAGUAUAGUUAACAAAAUGAAAUCAAACGGUGAGAAAGUAGAUUCUAGCACAGUGGUUAGCAAGAUACUCCGAUCGCUAACUGCAAAAUUCAGCUAUGUGGUGUGUUCCAUUGAGGAGUCUAACGAUUUAAGCGCUCUCAACAUUGAUGAACUUCAUGGCACUGUUCUUUUCCAUGAACAAAGAAUGCAAAGUCUUCAACGAGAGGAACAAGUAUUGAAAAUAACUCAUGAUGAUCGAUCUGGAAUAGGUCGUGGUCGUGGUCGUGGAUACAGUCGUGGUCAUGGCAGAGGUCGAGGACGACAACGGUUAAAUCGAGCACUCAUUGAAUACUUUCACUGUCACAAGCUCGACCAUUUUCAGUAUGAAUGUCCCGAAUCUGGAAACAAGGCCCACUACACAAUAUUUGAAGAAUCAAAAGAAGUAGAAGAUGAGCUAUUACUAGCAACAUAUGAGGAGAUGCCACAAUCUGUCCAGGAGGAAGAUUGA